Porites evermanni is the source of this 9107-nucleotide messenger RNA. Lineage: Eukaryota; Metazoa; Cnidaria; Anthozoa; Scleractinia; Poritidae. The record is from the annotation of a GenBank genome assembly.
AUGGAAGAGAAAGACUACGAAGAAUUUCAAAAAGUUGUAUGCACCGCGUCCCUUUACGGAAACUCCUAUCUGUAUUCAGUAGCAGCUUUGAAUAUUCUUCUAUCAGUUACCGCUUCGAUGGGGAACACUCUAAUUCUUGUUGCUCUUCGCAAGGAAAAUUCUCUUCAUGCUCCAUCAAAACUCUUGUUUCAAUGCCUAUCAGCCACGGAUCUUUUGGUUGGUAUCCUGUCGCAACCUCUGUUUGUUAUUCAGUUGAUUUCCAUUGCACAUCAGCGAGUGUCACUUUGUUUCAUCCUUGUCAGUCUAAAUGAAGUUGCUGGUUCAACCCUGAUCGGAGUGUCUCUAUUUACGAUGACUACAAUCAGUGUGAACAGACUUCUUGCUCUGUUACUAGGGCUGAGACACAGCAAAACAGUGUCGUUGAAACGAAUUCGUGGAGUAAUCAUCGGCGGCUGGAUUCUAAACAUUUCCAUCUUUACCUUGCAGCGAUUUUUGGAACAACACUAUACGCUAAUCUCUCAACUCGUCACUGGGAUAAUUUACUCAUUGCUAGUAAUCUCGGGAAUUUCAUACUCCACGAUUUAUCUAACACUUCGCCGUCAUCAAAAUGAGAUGCAAAGCCAAGCAAACAGAGAAGGAACUACAUUCAACAUAACGCGAUACAGAAAAACAGUAUCCUCGGCUUUGUGGGUACAGCUGACAUUAAUAGCCUGUUAUCUUCCUUACGGUGUUGUUAGUACAUUAAGUCACCCAUUCGCUCCAUCUCAUAACCUUUCUGUUAGGCUUACAAUAACCCUUAUCUACUUAAACUCAUCUUUAAACCCUGCUCUCUACUGUUGGAAGAUCAGAGGAGUUAGGACAGCGGUCAAGGAUACAGUCAGACAUCUGUAUCAUGUGGUUUGUCCAGCUAAACCUGUAGCUCCUGCGCGCUAAGCAUUUUUGGUGCGAUUCGUCUGGCAACUCAUGUUUUUUGGGCGCGAAAUCGUUGUUGAGGUGUUGUAAAAACUGUCCGUUUCAGCGAUUUUGUGUCUAAACGUUUUGAAAAAUAAACUCAUCAAAAAACCUGUUAUAUUAAACGUCUGUUAAAUACUGUGCUUGAUAUCCUUCACUGAGUUUCCAAGUCGUUAAGUUUGAGGGAUUGUUCUUUUGUUUACACCCUGCCGGGAUCAGCAAGUUAACUGUUUUUGGAAAGUCCACCUUGGUGGAAAAGUACGGGAAGUUUUGUUCCGACUCAGUAACUUUCAGCUUGUAGAGCUGGAUGGCCAGCAAAUCGGGAGGUCUCGAGUUGUUUUCGCGGGUCGGGACCAACGCUUUGCUCGGGGUUUGAAAGUAAUUAAGGAAGAAAGUACACCCUUCACAGCUCUACAAAGGGCUAGCCCCUCAUGGAACUCGGUAGUUCAAGUAGAAAUUGCAGUCUCUAGUUACUGCGUUCUAAGCACGUUGGCAUUUCCUGAUAAAGUAGAGAUUUUUGGAGUUCGAAUUUUUGAUCCAAAACUAGUCUCUUCUCCCAUUUCUGUUUAUUGGCAUAGAGGAGAGGCUUGCGGGUAACAGUGCAUAUAAUAACAGAUCUAAAGUAAAUUGAAACAAAAUUUAACAAAAAUUCCAAAUAGUUACAAGUGAACAAAAGCAAAUUAUUAUAUAUAAGUAAAACCACUGACUUUAAAGAUAAUGGCCAACUUCCUAGUUAUUAUUCUUUUUAUGAAGCAUAAUAAAAAUGUGAUAAAAAGGAUGCCAGUUAAAGUUUACGUAGUUUUCUUAGUACCUGAAAUAAUGUAUAGUCAACUCACGUUAUCCCGAUCCCGCACAGCCAACUCCCCUUAUAUCUUGCCGAGUCCCUCGGGACCGCGAGUCAGUGCCCCCAGUAGCGAGAGUCCCGACCAGCUCCCACUUGGCUUUGUAAGUCAACUGGUAGAGCGCUGCACCGGUAUCGUAGAGGCACGGGUUCCAGUCCUGUACUAGCCUGAUUUUUUUUAAACUUUCUUAUCAAACCUUCACUGAAAAGUUGCUUCUAUAACUUAACUUUAAUAAUCUUCUUAGCGUAGGUGAACACAACGGAAAAAUUUUCUUUUUCUUUUACUAACCAUUGAUCUGGGCCUUUCGGAUAGAACCCCAGAAAAUUUCGCCCAACACUUGACAAAUUAAAUGAAAUUGAAUAAGAACGAUGAAGUUUGAAACAGUUGAAAGUGAUGUUUUCGACUUUUUUGCCAUCCAGAAAUUUUGCUACCAAGGCAACAUUUUUCCUAGUAGCUUUUGUCACUGACAAAAAAAAGGCUAUCAAUCUCUUUAUCUGGACAGAUUGGACGAGCCAAGAAAAAAAAAAAGUUCUUUUACGAUUUGUUUCAAUUGUUGCUCAAGAAGAGAAUCGAUAACAAUUUUGAAGAAACAAUAUUUUUCUGUCUUUAUAUUCAAAGAUGCCGCUUGCUGUAGGUUAUAACCAAACGCGCAAAAGUUUUUUUGUUUGUUUAUUAAAUUUUGUUUGACAAGUAACAACUUGAAGCUGGCACAACCGACAGUAGACUUGAUAAUUUAAAAAACGAACCUUGCCGCAGGUAAAAAGUUAUUCCUUAUCACCCGGUUUUGUCAUUUUGCUGGCGAUUUCUUAAAUACAUAUUUUGGCGUUUUUGUGAAUGAAGAGAAGAAGUGUUUUAAAAAGAAGUAAAUAAGGAGUCGCUCUUUUUCUAAUUAAUACAGCUUUUGAUUAAUUACAAAAUUGGACAUGUCUAAUAUAUACAUCCGGCGUACAAAAUUUACCACAGCGACGAAGUUUUCGGUGUACUAUAUUUAUACAAGACAGAUAUUUCUCACUGAGUUAAUUAACUUUUCGCAUCUUUUAGGCCGAACCAAUAGUCAACAGGGAAAUUUAACGUCAUGAAGCGUAGCAUUUUACCAAAAAAAAUUAAUCAGUUUUUAUUUAAUUUUCAUUGAGAAAUAUAGAACUCCAUUCAAAGCAAACGUCAACAAGUUUGUUAGCUGGAAGCUGAUUGGCAAAAAGUUCAAGAUAACGUGGCUUUAUUGUAUUGUUUUAUCUCCCUCCUUUCCAUCAAUCUCUUAGUUGUAAUACAAAUCAAUUGAAAACUAGAUGGAGGAUUCAACUUGUAAUCCAUUUAGUUCAUUGACUUGAAAUACUCAACAAAUAUUCGCCAAGCUUCAAUCUCAGAGUAUAUAUAGGUCAGUAGAAUGUUGGUCAACCCACAAUUCAAGAACAGCUGGUUAUCACCUGUGUGCUUCUAAUAAUUUCAACGCAUGACUAUAACGCCAAAAAAUUGUAAAAAAAAAAGAGAAAAGAAAGGAGAUUUCGAAGCCAAAUUUCUGACUUGCAAAUAGAAAAUAACUUCUUUUAAAGUCUCUCAGUAGUGAUGGAUUUUUCUGCAAAGGGUUCGGACUACAAAGAAAUUCAACUUGUGUCUUGCUGGAAGUCUCAACAUGGAAAUUAUUAUCUAUAUCUUCUAGCAGCGUUGAAUAUUCUUCUAUCCAUCAUCGCAUUGCUUGGGAAUAUCCUCAUUUUACUUGCUCUUCAGGAGGUGCGUUCGCUUCAUCCGCCGACAAAACACUUGUUCCGAUGCCUAACAUUGACAGACCUUCUUGUUGGCGUUUUUUCACAGCCCCUUUUCGCUAGUCAGCUUAUUUUCAUUGCGCAUCAGCGGCAACGCUUCUGCUUUAUGGCUGUGGACUCUAAUGAAGUCGCAGGUGUCACUUUUAGCGCCGUUUCUUUAUUUACAUUGACUACCAUCAGCGUAGACAGACUUCUUGCUUUGAGGCUGCGUUUAAGCUACAGACGCAAGGUGACUUUGAGACGAAUGCGUGGAACUGUGAUCUGCUCCUGGAUUUUAAGCAUUUCACUCUCUAGUUUACGGCGAUUUUGGCAACAUGCUCUUAUGUCAAAUGUGAUGUCCAUAGUUAUACACUUUUUGUUACUAACAUCGGCCUUUUGCUAUUGUAAGAUCUAUCUGAAACUCCGUCGCUUUAGAAUAGGCUUAGCAAAUCGCUCGUUUCAGGAACAACGGCGCAGCGUAAGAGCUUUACAAAGCAUGGCAAGAUACAAAAAGACAGUAUCUACAGCACUGUGGGUGCAGUUAGCAUUAGUAGCCUGUUAUCUCCCGUAUGGUAUCGUUGCAGCCGUAGAACUCAUUACAGGAUAUUCACCAUCACAUAACCUGACUGUUAGAGUUGCAGUUACCAUGGCUUUGUUAAACUCAUCUUUAAAUCCCUUUCUUUAUAGCUGGAAGAUCAGAGGAAUGAGAAAAGCACUGAAGGACACAAUAAAACAUUUGAUUUGUUUUGAAUAAAUUAAAGAGCGGCAUUCGUGAAAUAGGACAAAAAAAGGAAGGGCCAGGGUACGAAUUAUAUAGAGCAGAAACCAGUUUAAUCAUACUUUCACGCCCAAAAUUCCUGAGCUAGCCUGCGUAGCAGGCGUCGAAAGGGGUAGGGGGUAGGGGAUAGGGAGGAAAGGAAAAAGGGGAGGGGGAUUCCUGAGCUAAAAGACAGUACAACUUGCUAAGCAGGGGCGUUAGCUACCCUUGCGCAAAUAUGUACGUGCGCAAUUGAAAAAGACGUCGAAGUUAAUCAAAACAAAACAAAUUUGACCGAAAAGCAUUUUUUUAGUUGUUGGUCCAAGUUUUCCUGGAUUUAAACAGAUAAUAUUGUAAUCAAGUUUAAGAAGGCAACCAAACAAAAUAGGUUCUAGAUGUAAGAUAUCAUUUCAUCGCUUAUCAGUUCUCACUAACAAUUGUUGUGAAUCGGAUGAUUUUUAAAAGUCAAUAAAUCGCGUCUGAGAUAGCUAGCUAACAGGUGUAUUUGUCCAAGGAACUGGGCAGUUAUGCUUUAGGUCCAAACCAGAAAAGAGGUGUUAGACAGUCAAAUACUUCCUUAGAAAAUCUUUUCUUUCGACUUACACUGAUAAAAUAAAAGACGUAGCAACUUAAACCGUCGAGCAAAAUGUGCGAGCACGCAUGAAAAUCCCCAAACUACUAAAAGAGGCGAGAGGUAAAGAAGGAGGAACGUAUUCCCGCUCAUCCUCGGAGACCCAGGGGCAGAUAGUGGGGGCGAGGGAAAGUCUAAACGGGCGGAAAAAUAUGGCACGAAGAAAAGUAAAGAACGAGGAGAAGAGCCCCUGGGGACAAUGUCUUACCAGACCAGUUCCAAACGGUCGCCGCUUUUCUGGCUUCUGAUUGGUGGCAGAAAACUUGUGUUUUUCUGGCACCAAUCAGAAGCCAGAACGGCGGCGACCGUUUGGAACUGGUCUGGUAAGACAUUGUCUCCAGGGGCUCUUCUCGCCGUUCUUUACUUUUCUUCGUGCCAUAUUUUUCCGCCCGUUUAGACUUUCCCUCGCCCCCACUAUCUGCCCCUGGGUCUCCGAGGAUGAUUCCCGCUCCUCUCGUGUGGUGUGUCUCUUUGGUUUGAUGGGCGCGCAUGCACUCUUCGUUCGCUCUAUUACACUGGCAUGUGGAAAGUAUCGCAUUAUAAUUACUUAUGGUCGAUUUGCUUUCCAAUAUUCAUAGCCAACUCAAAAUGAAAUGGCAAGCCAAACCACGCCAAAACGAAACAAUAUUUCGCUAUAACUUCUAAGUCAGUAGGGUUUAAUAAAUAGGAUAGGUGGCCUUUCUGUCUUCCAUCUCUAUCAUUAUCAGAACCAAACGAAGACCAGCAGAAUUUGUUUUGUCAGGUCGAAAACAUGAGGCAGGAUUAUUAAAAACCGACAGUUUUAGGCUUCACUUUGUUAAACUCAUCUUUAAAUCCCUUUCUUUAUAGCUGGAAGAUCAGAGGAAUGAGAAAAGCACUGAAGGACACAAUAAAACAUUUGAUUUGUUUUGAAUAAAUUAAAGCGCGGCAUUCGUGAAACAGGACAAAAAAAGGAAGGGCCAGGGUGCGAAUUAUAUAGAGCAGAAACCAGUUUAAUCAUACUUUCACGCCCAAACCUCCUGAGCCAAAAACAGUACAACUUGCUAAGCAGGGGCGUUAGCUACCCUUGCGCAAAUAUGUACGUGCGCAAUUGAAAAAGACGUCGAAGUUAAUCAAAACAAAACAAAUUUGACCGAAAAACAUUUUUUUAGUUGUUGGUCUAAGUUUUCCUGGAUUUAAACAGAUAAUAUUGUAAUCAAGUUUAAGAAGGCAACCAAACAAAAUAGGUUCUAGAUAUACGAUAUCAUUUCAUCGCUUAUCAGUUCUCACUAACAAUUGUUGUGAAUCGGCUGAUUUUUAAAAGUCAAUAAAUCGCGUCUGAGAUAGCUAACUAACAGGCGUCAAGUUUGUCCAAGGAACUGGGCAGUUAUGCUUUAGGUCCUAACCAUAAAAGAGGUGUUAGACAGUCAAAUACUUCCUUAGAAAAUGUGUUCUUUCGACUUACACUGAUAAAAUAAAAGACAUAGCAACUUAAACCGUCGACCAAAAUGUGCGAGCGCGCAUGAAAAUCCCCAAACUACUAAAAGAGGUGAGAGGUAAAGAAGGAGGAACGUAUUCCCGCUCAUCCUCGGAGACCCAGGGGCAGAUAGUGGGGGCGAGGGAAAGUCUAAACGGGCGGAAAAAUAUGGCACGAAGAAAAGUAAAGAACGACGAGAAGAGCCCCUAGGGACAAUGUCUUACCAGACCAGUUCCAAACGGUCGCCGCCGUUCUGCCUUCUGAUUGGUGGCAGAAAACUUGUGUUUUUCUGGCACCAGUCAGAAGCCAGAACGGCGGCGACCGUUUGGAACUGGUCUGGUAAGACAUUGUCCCCAGGGGCUCUUCUCGCCGUUCUUUACUUUUUUUCGUGCCAUAUUUUUCCGCCCGUUUAGACUUUCCCUCGCCCCCACUAUCUGCCCCUGGGUCUCCGAGGAUGAUUCCCGCUCCUCUCGUGUGGUGUGUCUCUUUGGUUUGAUGGGCGCGCAUGCGCUCUUCGUUCGCUCUAUUACACUCGCAUGUGGAAAGUAUCGCAUUACUUAUGGUCGAUUUGCUUUCCAAUAUUCAUAGCCAACUCAAAAUGAAAUGGCAAGCCAAACCACGCCAAAACGAAACAAUAUUUCGCUAUAAUUUCUAAGUCAAUAGGUUUUAACAAAUAGGAUAGGUGGCCUUUCUGUCUUCCAUCUCUAUCAUUAUCAGAACCAAACGAAGACCAGCAGAAUUUGUUUUGUCAGGUCGAAAACAUGAGGCAGGAUUAUUAAAAACCGACAGUUUUAGGCUUCGUAAUUAGUUAAAAAAGAACGGAAAACACAUUGUCUCCCGAAGCCACGUUGACCUCGUAAACAAGAUAGGCAGUUGCUGACGAACAUUUGUAAAUGACGUUUUUGGUACUUUCCCUCGCUGCUGUUGAGAAGAAUUUUUGAUUUCGAACAGUGUCGUCGUGCUCUAUGAAGAAAAAUAAUAUUAUAAAUUUAAAAUAAAUAAGGAGUCCCUCCUCUUCGUGACAGAGUCUUUGGUUCAAUUACGAAAUUUGACAUGUCUAAUAUGUAUAUGGCGGAAAUUUCACAAUAAAUCAAGUGUCGGCUCUUUAAAAAAGAGCAAGUAUUUCUCAGUAAUUUUUUCACACAUCUCAUGGUUAAUAGUCAACGGUAAAAGUUUUUCAUUUUAACGUAAUAAAAUUGAUUAAUUUACAUUUAAUUGUAAUAGAGAAUUAGGAGUCCAUACAAAGCAACAGAAUGUAACCCAGAAGCUGAUUGCAGUAAGCUGUUGAAGAUAAGACAGUUAUCUUUGUGUUCUAUCUCCAUCCAAAUAUUGUGCACACUCUUUCUUCAUGUUUUUUAUCUUUCUCGUACGAACUUGGUAGAUCUAGAUGUCAUGCAUCACAUAGUUUUUGACAUUGUAUGGGAUUGGGGCUCACGCCCUGUUCUCUUCUCCUGUCAGCGUAUUUGUGUUCGUUUAAUUCUUUUAUCUGACAAAAAUCAACAAACUUAAAACUAAACUAAUAUCGUCAGUCUCAUAAAACAAGCCAAAUGAAAAAUAACUGGAGGAUUAACCAUCUUAUUCAUUUCAUUUAUAAAGCUAAUGAACAUUCAAAAUACUCAACAAAUAUUAGCCACAGCUGCAAUCUACUGUCAGCCCACAAAUCAACGUAAAGGCUUAUUAAUCACCAGCUAAUAAUUUCAAGGCACGUUCACAUUCAAGGCUUUCACUAGUGAAGGAAAACUCGGAAACGCAAUCUCUAAGUUUAUUUCUGAGUUCGUUAGAAAGGAAAAAUAAUUUAAUUUUAUUUCAAGUCAUUAAUAAGGUGAUGGGUUUUACGGCAAAAGGCGGGUACGAAGAAAUUCAAGUAGUUUCUUGCUGGAUGUCCAAACAUGGAAAUCACUAUCUAUAUUUACUAGCAGCGUUGAAUAUUCUUCUAUCCAUCAUCGCAUCGCUUGGUAAUAUCCUCAUUUUAGCUGCUCUUUGGAAGGUACAUUCACUUCAUCCUCCCUCAAAACUCUUGUUCCGAUGCCUUACAGUGACAGACCUUCUUGUUGGUGUUUUUUCACAACCUCUGUUUGCUAGUCAGCUUAUUUUCAUAGCGCAUCAGCAGCGACGCCUCUGCUUUACGACUGUGAGCUGGAAUGAAGUCGCGGGUGGUACUUUUAGCACGGUUUCUUUAUUAACACUGACUGCUAUCAGCAUCGACAGACUUCUCGCUCCCAUGCUAGGACUAAACUACCGGCUCAAGGUGACUUUGAGACGAAUGCGUGGAAUUGUGUCUUGCCUCUGGAUUGUAAGCAUUUCACUCUCCAGUUCACGGCGAUUUUGGCAACAUGAACUUGUGUCGAACGUGAUGUCCACAGUUAUGUACUUUUUAUUACUAACAUCGGCGUUUUGCUAUUCUAAGAUCUACCUAAAACUCCGCAGCCAUAAAAUUGCCUUAAAGAACCUCUCUAACCAGGCAGAGCAGCACAGCGUAGGACCUGUACUUAACAUAGCAAGAUACAGAAAAACCGUGUGCACAGCAUUUUGGGUGCAGUUAGCAUUAAUAGCCUGUUAUCUUCCGUAUGGUAUCGUUACAGCCGUAGCACACACCACUGAAUAUUCACCAUCACAUAAUCUAGCUGUUAGACUUGCAGUUACCAUGGCCUUUUUAAACUCAACGUUAAAUCCUUUCCUUUAUUGUUGGAAGAUCAGAGAAAUGAGAAAAGCAGUGAAAGGCACAAUUAAGCAAUUGAUUUGUUCAAGUUGA